GUUGUUGGAAAUCCCUGCAUAUUGUUUAUUUAACAAAAAACUGGUUGUUUCUGUCAUCCAUUCGAGACUUGCAUGACUCACUUCAAAGAUUAAAUAUAUAUCUAUAUUAAUCACUUUUAAAUCAGAAAUAAGCUGUAGAACUGUCAAUUCUAUUUAGUUUUUUGCAAGUAAUUUGAUAAGAUUUAACCAUGGCUUUGUACCCUUCUCUCGAAGAUAUGAAAGUUGAUCACAUGAUGGUGGCUCAGCAAAAGCUAAUGCCAGAAGCUAGUGCUCCACCACCACAGCAACUUUAUCCACCACCUUAUCCAUCACAGGCUUCCGGAGAUAUGCCUUAUGGAAAUGCUCCUUCAAGCGUCAUGUAUCCUGGAUUAUCUGAGUUUAUGGGCCUUGAAUUAUCAGAAGCAAUUGUUGCUGCAAAUAUGCCAGAAUAUGCUGUAGUGCCCGCAGCUGCAAAUAAUGUUGCAGUACCUCAGAAUUCAAAUAAUUUCAAUAGAACCUCUGGUAUGAUUGCUCCUUUAUCUGGAAGUUCACUUGGCUUACAACGAGCUCAAGUUACACAUGGUAUACGGCAGGUUGUUCUUUGCAAAGAUAAAGACAACAAGAUUGGAUUACGUGUGAACUGCAUUGAUAAAGGAGUAUUUAUUGCAUUGGUUACUCCAAACUCACCAGCAGCACUUGCAGGAUUACGUUUUGGUGAUCAAAUACUGGAAAUUCAAGGGCAAUCAGUUGCUGGUUAUAACAUGGACAAAGUACAUGGUAUUUUUAAGAAGUGUCCAGUAAAUGGAAUAAAUGUUGCUGUUAGAGAUAGACCAUUUGAAAGGACUAUUACCUUGCACAAGGAUUCCGCAAAUACUAUUGGUUUUCAGUUCAAAAAUGGUAAAAUAACGAGCAUUGUUAAGGACUCGUCUGCUGCUAGAAAUGGUGUUCUGAUAAAUCACCAACUUUUGGAAGUUGAUGGCCAAAAUGUUAUUGGUUUGAAAGAUAAAGAAAUAACAAAAAUCAUUGAUAAAGCUGCACAAAAUGUGACCAUCACUAUCAUACCAACAUAUUUGUAUGAACAUAUGGUUAAGAAAAUGGCACCUAGCUUAUUGAAAACAUCUAUGGAUCAUUCUGUUCCUGCCAUAUAAAGAUAAAAAGUGCAUUCAGAGUUAUAUUUUACCUACAAAUAUUAUAUUCUAGAAUUAAUCAUUCAAAUUUUAUAAAGGAAUAAAUGCAUGCAUUUUAUUUUA
Messenger RNA from Ctenocephalides felis (cat flea), 1229 nucleotides. RefSeq names its product syntenin-1-like. Bases 189 to 1127 code for a protein of 312 amino acids. Gene Ontology annotation, cellular component: cytoplasm; plasma membrane. Gene Ontology annotation, molecular function: protein binding. The transcript has 6 exons. NCBI's taxonomy places the organism in Eukaryota, Metazoa, Arthropoda, Insecta, Siphonaptera, Pulicidae. The record is from RefSeq and is a predicted model, not a curated record.